AUGCAGACGCCACAUUGCAGGGCCCCCAAUCUCCUGCUCAUCCUUCUCGGCCCCAUACUGCUGGCUAUGGGCCGGGCCGCUAUGGACAGCCAAGCGCUGUACGAACUUGAAAAGGAACCAGCUUAUUGGGAUGCACAGGCCAGGGCAACCCUGGAUGCUGCGCUGAAACUCCGCCCUCGGGACCACCAGGCCAAGAACAUCAUCCUGUUCCUCGGUGACGGAAUGGGUGUGUCCACAGUGUCAGCAGCUCGAAUCCUGCGAGGUCAAAUGGAGGGCGAAUCAGGGGAGGAGACAAUGCUGGCCAUGGAUACUUUCCCAUAUGUGGCCUUGUCAAAGACCUACAGUGUGGAUAAACAGGUAGCAGACAGUGCUAGCACAGCUACAGCCUACCACUGUGGGGUGAAGGCCAACGCUAAGACAGUAGGGCUCAGCGCUAAUGCAGUGGCCUAUGAGUGUAACACCACCUUUGGCAAUGAGGUCUACUCAGUACUACGGCGUGCUAAAGCACAAGGUAAAUCAGUUGGCAUAGUGACCACCACCCGUGUCCAGCAUGCCUCCCCAGCCGCUGCUUAUGCUCACUCUGUCAGUCGCAGUUGGUACAGUGACGCAGAUCUUCCGUCUAGCGCCCGCAGGCAGGGAUGUGUCGACAUUGCAACCCAGCUGGUCACUAACGUUGACAUUGAUGUGAUUCUGGGGGGAGGGAGGAUGUACAUGACACCAAAAGGAACCCCAGACCCUGAGUACCCUACCUCCAACUCCCGCAAGGGGGACCGAAAAGACAAGAGGAACCUCAUUGAUGUGUGGCUGAAGGCUAAACCAAACAAGAAGUCACACUACAUUUGGCACAGGAAGGAGUUUGACGAGAUAAAUGUUAAAACUACUGACCGGCUCAUGGGUCUGUUUGAGCCAAAGGACAUGAGAUUUGAGGUCUUCAGGAACAGCACACGUGACCCCUCCAUUGUGGAAAUGACAGAGAAGGCCAUACAAAUCCUCAGCAAGAAUCCCAAAGGAUACUUCCUUUUUGUGGAAGGAGGAAGAAUUGAUCAUGGCCACCAUGACGGCAUUGCCAAACUGGCACUGACAGAAGCUGUGAUGUUCGACCGAGCCAUUCAUCGUGCUGCGCAGCUGACCAGAGAAUCUGAUACUCUCACCGUGGUCACUGCUGACCACUCCCACGUCUUCACCUUUGGUGGCAACACACCCCGAGGGAAUCCCAUCUUUGGUCUGGCACCAAAGAAAGCUGAUGACAAAAUGCCUUUCACCAGCAUCCUAUACGCCAAUGGUCCUGGCUAUGUCCACAUAAAUGGAACCAGAGGGAACAUCACAAUGGUGGAUUACUACGAUGAGGAGUACAUGCAGCAAGCUGCCGUCCCAUUGGAUGCUGAGACGCAUGGUGGGGAGGAUGUGGCCAUCUACGCCAAAGGCCCAAUGGCUCACCUGUUCCAUGGGGUGAAAGAGCAGAACUACGUGGCUCACGUGAUGGCCUAUGCUGCCUGCUUAGAGCCCUAUACGAACUGCCCUCCUCACCCCCACACCCACACCUCGAGCGGGAGUGUGAACGCACCCCAGAGCCUCCUGUUAUGCCUGCUUGGACUCCUCUUUUUGCUCAGAUGA
This is a messenger RNA of Morone saxatilis (striped sea-bass), 1614 nucleotides long. RefSeq names its product alkaline phosphatase, intestinal, tandem duplicate 1 (gene alpi.1). The transcript is spliced from 11 exons. The coding region runs from base 1 to 1614 and encodes 537 amino acids. Gene Ontology annotation, cellular component: plasma membrane. Gene Ontology annotation, molecular function: alkaline phosphatase activity. NCBI's taxonomy places the organism in Eukaryota, Metazoa, Chordata, Actinopteri, Moronidae. Gene Ontology annotation, biological process: dephosphorylation. The record is from RefSeq and is a predicted model, not a curated record.